GAGAAUGGGAGAGCUGGUCACGCCAUGGUUCUAGACGUCUUUGGGUGUAAGUUUUUUGUCCAGAGAGUUGUCCUGUCACUGUGUACAGCCACCGUGUCUUGGCUGUGGAGGACUGGCCUGUGCAGAGACAGGAAAGGCAGAGGCUGCCAAGGCCCAUUUUGGUGGUGGGGGCUGUGGGGUAAGAGCGUCCAGGCUUCUGCUGACUGCACACCUGCUUGCUCACAGUGCCGUGCCCAUCAACCCGGGUGCCUGGAUGGAGCAGUACAGCGAGGCUUUCCAUCAGCCUCCAGGCCUCGUGAUUCUCCAGCUGCUGCUGCCUUACCUGCAACUGUACAUGGGUGGCUUGAAUCUGGAGCACCAAGUACACCACCUGCUGGCCCAGCUGGAGGAUGGCAAGUCCAGCGAGGCAGAGCCUGAGUGCCAGGAGGCCCAGGCUACAGGCUCACUUCCAAUGCCCACCCCAGGGCUAGAGCCUCAUCAAGGAGCUGCUCUGGUGGCCAGUGAAGGAGCAGCACCAUCCCCAAAGGCAGAGCUCAAGUCCAGUUCCUCCGUGGCCUCUGCUCCAAGCUCCAUGGUACCUCUGUACAACCAGCGAGUGGGAGACAGCUGCUCCAUUCAUGUCCAUCUAGAAAAUCAAAGGCGAAUGGAGUAUAAGAGCAUCGUGGUGACCUGCCAGGAUAGGGCACCUGCGGUCAUACGCAGGAGCCUUACAAGAACACUUGCUGAAUGAGGAGGAUCCAGAGGACUUUGAACUGCUUCAGAUUGUGUCGGAGCAUAAGAGUAAGUGGGUCCACCCGAUGGUGGGGAGAAGUGACUUCCUGUGGGCUCAGGACAAUGCACCAGCCAAAGAAAGAGGGCUCUGGCCUGAAAAACAACCAGAGUGUGGUGGGUCAUUUGUAGAAACAAAGUGCAAUGAUGGGAGUGUAAAUCAGUUCACCCUGGGACUGCUGGGCCUCCCUAUCCAUGUCCUCCCCUGGACCUGAUCAGGCUUUGUAAACUUCAUAUCCAUGAGGGGCAGAGGAGAUAAGCAAUGCCUGGCUGUCAAUUUAGGCAGCCUUUCAGGACAGUGACAAGUACUUGAGAAAAGUUCUUGAAUGAAGAAAUCUCACUUUAGGCACCUGCCUUCCGAUCUUUCCAUUCGUGUGAUUGGACACCAUGUAGGUGUUUUGGGACAGAGGUCAUAUCUGGCAGACACGUGUGAAGCAAUAGAACACUUCACAGCUUGGAAAAAGGGCACUGGAGAGGGAUAAAGGAAGGAUGAGGAGCAAGAAGAAGAGGAGUAGGUGGACAUAAAGGAAAAGGAGUUGAAGAAGGGAAAAGUGAAGAAGAAGAACAUGAAGAAGACCACAACCAGAAGUAGAAGAUGAAGAACAAGAACAUCAUUAAGUAGAAGAAGAAGAACAACAACAACACAAGAUCAAGAAACACAAACAAGAAUAUAACAAGAAACAGAUUGAAUAUAUGAAUUGUUCUCCUCUCUGAAGGAGCCUCUAUUGAUGGUAUGAACUUUGUAUUUAUCACUUCUGUACAUUACCAAACAGGAUCUCUACAAUUUUAUUUUCCUUUCACCUUCCUGACAUCAGUUGCCCCAAAGUAGUUAGUAAUCUCAUGAAGACUUGUUCUAAGUCAUCACAAUUGAAAAUUUCCCAAGUGUUUCCUUUCUUUUUCAUUGUAAAAUUAAUUAUUUGGGGGUAAGGGUAUGCUAGCAAGAAGUUAUUUUGGUUGUUUGUCAGAGGAGUCCUCUUCAUUUGUGUUAAGUAACGUUUACAAGAGCAAGAGGUGCUGAUAGAAGAAUUG
Sciurus carolinensis (gray squirrel) is the source of this 1797-nucleotide messenger RNA. Its product is annotated as ral guanine nucleotide dissociation stimulator-like. NCBI's taxonomy places the organism in Eukaryota, Metazoa, Chordata, Mammalia, Rodentia, Sciuridae. The transcript is spliced from 3 exons. The coding region runs from base 254 to 730 and encodes 158 amino acids. The record is from RefSeq and is a predicted model, not a curated record.